Molecule: messenger RNA, 1299 nt
Organism: Daktulosphaira vitifoliae (grape phylloxera)
Lineage: Eukaryota; Metazoa; Arthropoda; Insecta; Hemiptera; Phylloxeridae
Product: ATPase family AAA domain-containing protein 3-like
Exons: 6
Coding region: 190-1209 (339 amino acids)
Biological process (GO): mitochondrion organization
Cellular component (GO): mitochondrion
Molecular function (GO): ATP binding; ATP hydrolysis activity; zinc ion binding
Source: RefSeq, a predicted model, not a curated record
GCAAGGCAAUGGCCCGAGGACGUCGGGUCGACGGCGCAACAUCGUACGGGACGGCCAGCCACCGAACAGACAUCGUACGGUACGCCUCGUGCACCACCAUCAAUCUAGAUAUAAUUAACCCAAAGGACAAUUGGCAAUGAACGGUCUUAACUUCUUAUUGACUUCACAGUGACGGAUUGUAGGUUUCACAUGGACUUGGAAAAUCGCAAAUUUAACAUGAGUCCUAUUAAAACGGAAGACAAAGUAUUGUUUUUUGGAACAGCAGCCCUAUCGAUGACCAUGAUAGGUUACUCCUUAUCUAAAGGAACGGGAGCUAUGAUGAGAUUUAUAAACAAAUGGGAGAUUCCUUCGGUAAUCAGGGAAACGUCGGUCACAUCCGUUUAUGAUUACUUAAAGAACCCUGUGAUAGCUAUUCGAAAAAUAGGAGAACGUAGAGCGUUAAAGGAAUCAUUGAACAAACUCGUGUUUACCGAACAAAUCAACAACAAAUACCAGGAACUGGUUGGAACAACUACAUACGCGGCAACACAAAAACUAAGAACGAACCGUAGAAACGUUAUGGUUUACGGACCACCGGGAAAUGGAAAAUCAUCAUUCGUCAGAAAAAUCGCAAUAAACAGCGGUGUUCACUAUGCUGUCAUCAAUGGCAUUGAUUUGAUGUCACGCAAUCAAAAGUUAGUGCCGGAAAUUCAAAAAUUAUUCGAUUGGAUCUAUAAGCGAAGAAGUAAUCCUUUCGUGCUUUUGGUAUUGAAAGCGGACGAAUUUUUCAACAACCGGACAAAUGAGCAUAUUAGAGAAGCUACUUGUAUAUUCUCAGAGAAACUCAAAAAUAAUAAUUUUAACAGUUUAAUGGUACUGAUGACCGCCGACAACCAAAUAUACAACAUCAAGAUUAAUGACUACAUAAACGAUUUUGUGUUUAUUCUUACUCCAGAAAAAGAACAGAAGCUAAAAUUAAUCAGACUAUAUGCUGAAAAAUAUAUACUAAGUGUUGAAGACAAAUAUAGGAAAGAAUUAGAAAGUAUAUAUGAUGAGAUAGCGAGUGCAACUAAAAAUAUGUCUUGCCAAGACAUAGAGAUGCUAGUCAAAUUGUGGAAAAUUUUACUGUAUGAAUCGAAAAGUGACAAAAAUCCAAAGCAAAUCAUCUUAGAAUGUUGUUAUCGAACUAUUCAGGAUAAUAAAAAAAAGGUUAAAAAAUGUAUUAUUUAAAAAUUAUGUAGAAAAAAUAACUGUUACAACGAACAUUUGCUAAUCAUACUUAUUUUAUUCAACUACAAUAUUCCAAUCCAUUCAAAUUAA